This is a messenger RNA of Entamoeba invadens IP1, 609 nucleotides long. RefSeq lists its product as hypothetical. The record is from RefSeq and is a predicted model, not a curated record. Bases 1 to 609 code for a protein of 202 amino acids. The transcript is spliced from 4 exons. Lineage: Eukaryota; Evosea; Mastigamoebida; Endamoebidae.
AUGUCAAAAGAACUAUUUAAUUUAAUGACAUAUUCAAUUUUUUCGCUUAUACAAAUAGCAUUUACAUUACUUGUUAUGGGUUUAGAGAUACACAUCAUCUUGUUUUGUAGGAAAACAUUAUAUAGUGAAGACGCUGUAUUCCCCCAGAAGUAUCCCCUCGUCUAUUUGUAUUUUUCUAUGAUAGCAGCGUUGGUAUUUAACAUCCCAUCACUUCUUACUGGGGUUCUUCAAAGCAAAAUAGCGGCAGUGUUUGGAAUCAUAUUCAAUGUCUUUGAAGCGGUUUUACUCUUUAUCGUGUAUAUCAUUACACAAAUAUUUGAGAAUGGAAUUUCUAACAUUUCUGAGAAGGACGACAUCUCUUCGAUGGAGCGCGACGCAAACUGUUGUGGAUGGAAAAGAUUGAAAAUAAGUGGGUGCAACGCACUUCAUCCAGAAAAUGUGAAGACGUCGUGUUACAAUUUGAGUGCAAAACCGUUUUUAGAGUCUGUGGAAUAUGCCGCUGAUAUGGAUUCGUAUGUUAUAAAGCUUGUUUGGUUGUUAGUGUGUGUGACUAUAGUCUUUAUGAUAUUCCAUAAAAACCAACAAAAAGAAAAUAUAAAAGCAGAAUAA